UGUUUGGUGAGGAGCAGUCUCGCUUGGGACGAGGAGAGAGCCAGGAGGAAGCUUGAAGCUCAGGAGACGGGCGGGAGCAAUGAAAUUGAAGCGGAUAAAAAUUAGACACCAAUAUUUGUUGGCAUUCAUACAAGGGAUGCUAGUUCAUCACAGACAAAUGUUGUACUGAGAUGGGCUUUUAUGUCAGUUGGCAGUUUAUUUUGGAUUCAUGGUUCUGGGGGUCUUUUUCUCCUAUUUCAUGUAGGAUUAAGUGAGGACAAAUAGCGAACUUUUCAAGAAGCGCCAUGAACUCAUCCAUCUUUCUCUAAGUUUCCUCAUUUCAAAUCACUUGCCGGGAGUCAUCUGAUGCCAACUGAGAAGACGUCUCCUUUAAGGGAACGUUGGAAGAAUUUGGUUCUGGAAACAUGAUCUCCAGACUCAGUGUCUUUCUUCUCUCGGUGCUCCUCAGUCUCCUCUCCCCCACCGAGGAGACCUGCCCAUCCAUGUGUCUCUGCACGUCAGACAUAGUGAGCUGCAGCUCCAGUGGUCUCACCAAGAUCCCCAAGUCACUGCCCUCUUUCUCCAUCACCCUCGAUGUCAGUCACAACCAAAUAUCCUGGCUUGGUCCGGGGAGCUUCAGCAAACUGUUCAGACUGGAAGACCUGUGGAUGGCCCACAACCAGAUCAGUAGCUUAGCCUACGGGGCAUUCCAGAAUGCCUCAAGUCUAAGAUAUCUUGACCUGUCUUCCAACAAGCUCCAAAGGGUUGAGCAGCACUAUUUCCAAGGACUGUGGAGGCUGGAGGAGCUCAUUCUUUUCAACAAUAAAAUCACACAGGUAGAAGCUGGAGCACUGAUGGGUCUGAGCAGCUUGAAGAAGGCCUACUUCAGCCACAACCAGAUCACACAAUUCCCGUUUUUCUCCAUCCAAGACCGCAGCCACCCUUUCCUGACCAUGCUGGAUCUCUCAUCCAACCGUAUAACCCAUCUGCCGUGGCAGGAUGUGAAAGCAUUGCCGGGAUUGGUGCAGCGGGGGCUCUUCCUUCAUAACAACUCCCUAAUUUGCGACUGCUCCAUGUACAGCAUGUUCUGGCACUGGGAUCUCAGAGGGUAUGACUCACUGAGGGAUUUCACAGACCAACACACCUGCAGCAUCUACGGGGACCCUCGAGCAUCAAUCCAGUUCCUGCGACACACUCGCUUUUUCAACAACUGCACCGUGGAAAGAGCCGUGUCACUGCCGGUGACAGUGCUCCUCUCCAAGGUGUUGGUUUCAGAGGGACAAAGGGUGCGUCUGGACUGCCAAACAUCCCUGAGUAGCGCCAAUCUCUCAUUUACAUGGUUUUCCCCCAGCCAGGGGCACAUCACGCAGUCCAACGUCGAUGACACUCCACUGACCUUGUUUGCUAAUGGUACUUUGGAGAUCCAAACAGCCAAGGUCAAUGACUCGGGCCUGUACGUGUGUACAGCGGUGGAUAUUAAAGAGGCACUGAAUGCAACCAGAGAAAUAAAUGUGACAGUGCUUUUGCCUGAAGUGGAGUCAUUCAGUACAGGUUACACAACACUGCUGGGCUGCGUGGUGACUAUGGUCCUCAUCCUCAUAUACCUUUACCUCACCCCAUGUCGAUGCAGCUGCUGUAAACAGCCCAACCCUCCAGUCAUCCCCACUGCAACAUACCAACCGGAGAAUCCAGCGGCCAUUUUCUCCUCAUGUGCAGGAGGCCACAUUGAGAAGCAUGUAGAAUUUAUCCAGCCUAUGUUGAUUGAGGAAGGACUUGAAUGGAAACAGGAAAGUUGAUGCAAAAAAAAAAAAAAAAAAACACCAUCGGACACAAGUGUUGAUUUCUCUUGUCAAACAACAUCAUCUUUCCUGGAUGUCACCUGCUGGUAAAAAGCACAAAAGUACCUCGUACUUUCUUCCUUAUUUGCACAAAAUGGCCAUGGAUUUUACACCCCAUAACUAUUUAGUAUAGCAGCACAAUGAUUGGCCAACGGUCAAGAAAGACUCGAAAUGCCACUUUCAAGGGUUUUUACACAGUAUUAAAGUCUUGUUGGUAUGGGUGUAAUGGUUUGCGGGUCAACCAGCAUGUUUGUAACUGCCCCUUUAUCAAAGUAGAGCACCAUACAAGCUGUAAGAUAAACAGUACGUUUCUAUUAUCCAACUGCAAAAAAAAAAAAAAAAAAGUGUUCUUUGUGUUUCUGAUAAAUCAUUCUGCAUUUUGAAUCAGUUUCAUUCACUGCUGAUAAAACCACAGACUGUAAAACCAGACUUGCAGCUUACUUUUCACUUGGAAAAAAAAAAUGUUGAAAUAUUUGUCAGGCAAGUCAACAAAACCGCCCAAAACGUCAGUUGGACAUGUUUUCAAUGACAGUGUUGCUUUGGUUACAACUGACACACUUUGAACAGUAUGAAAUUAACACAACCACAACAUGUUAACAGAAAUGACGAAUGCUUAAAGCACCUCCCAUGCAAGACCAAAGGGUUGACAGUAUAUUCUUCUUCUAUAUUUUUCUUUAUUUGGUGACAUUUACUAAAAUUGAGGAGAUAAAGGACGUUUAAGUGUUUCAUGUUGCAAUAGGUCAUGACAUGAAAGACAAUAGAGAGGUGGUCUUGGAAUCAUACAGCAGAGUUGAAGGAACAAAUCCAUUCUUUCCAAGCAUUUUUAUAUUUUUCCCCUAUAGUUUAAUCUUCAAGCAAACACUGCACCCGGGUUGAAUAAGAUUAGACAUAAUCCCCAUGUAGUGUCAAACAGAAAUCAACUGUAAGAGCAAGGCUCAUGCGAGCGGACUUGUAAUUAUUUCUAAACCCAUAUCCAAAACUGACCUUCUUUUACCGGGUCUAAUAUCGUUGAUAACUGGCAUGAAAAUUCACAAACAAACAAAAAAGGUGCAGCUUUAAAAUUCUAACGAGCAGCCAUGCACAAAGCUAUCCCCUCGUGCUGAGUUUAAUGGAUGAUGAAGUCUAAAAGUAACAUGGUGCUGUACACACGACUACUCAUUACUUUGUUUCUGAUUAGAAGACGUAUGUACAGAAAUAAAAUUGUUUCUGCAUGUGUGAUGAGCUAAACCGAGAUUUGGUUGUUGUCUAUGUGAACCAUGGUCUGAUACGAGCAAUUAUUCAAAGGUAUAAGCACUGUACAGUAAGUGAUAAAAACAAGGUAGCACUUAUCUAAUUACUCAGGAUGCAGUGUUUACAUUUGUUGUAAUGGCAAAAACAAAGUGAACUUCAUUUCGUUUCCAUCUGACCAUGAUGUAUGUGCCUGCCAGCCAAAACCAAGGUUCAGUGAUUUAGGCCCUGAGAAAAGUCAGUGGGGCACACAAUUGUAUUUGGUACGCACCGGCGAGUAGCACUAUAUACAAAGUACAGCUGCUAAAAUACAACGCACAUGCAUUCGAGCAUGUGCGCCAAAUGGGAGCGUUUGAUCACAACUCUGGACUCAUGCAAAAAUCGAAAUCAGUGCAUCGACAUUCAUGACGAAUAUUGACACUCCAUAAACGCGGUGGUGCCUUGACUUACGAGUUUAAUGUAACUCUUCUCUCAAAUGGUCUUUCUCCAUUGAAAUAAAUAAAAUAAACAAUCCAUUCUAGUGAACCAAAAAACAAAUAUACAUUUUAUGCAAUAAUAACACUCAACAAUAUUAUACUUUAUAAAAACAUACAAUAAUAAUAUCAUUUAAGAGAAUGUAAAUAUUUCGAACUUUGUGCACCAUGAUAAUUCAAUGGGCAUUGUGAUGCUUAUUCUGCUAUGCACUUUACCCAGUAAAAUACAUAUAUACAGGCAUACUAGACGUAGAUUUAAUGAUGAAACUCGGAAGAAGGCCAUCUCAACUGUGCUACUAUAAUCUAGCCAUCCGGUAUACCACAUUCUAUACCGCUUAUCCUGUUCAGGGUUGCGGCGAGUUGGAGCAUUAGGGCCACACUGAAAAUAAGAAAACACAAUAGUGCAAGAGUAAAGUUGGAAUGUUACAAAAAUAAAGCAAUAUAGCAACCUUCAUCUCAGAAAAUGAAAACUUUGUUUUCCUAACCUUGACUUUGUUUUCAUAGUGUUAAUUAUUUAUGUAUGUAUUUAUUUUUAAUGUAACCUAAUACUCCUUCGUAACGUUAGAAAGUAUUAGUUUUGAACCUGUCGUUCACUGAGCCCCAUUUAAAAUGCGUCAGUUUGAAGUGAAAAAAAAAACAACUUCAUGUUAUAUUCGUCAAGUCUAUUUCAUGUGUGUGGAGACGACCUUCUACCAUUCCUUUGGAUUUUCUUUGACAUGAUUGAUCAUUGAUUUUUGUCAUUGUCAUGUUGAAAAGCAAUUAAUCUUGUCCCUGGUUAAAUAAAAUGGUUCCAUUCAAA
Phycodurus eques (leafy seadragon) is the source of this 4316-nucleotide messenger RNA. RefSeq names its product amphoterin-induced protein 3-like. Gene Ontology annotation, molecular function: protein binding. The transcript is spliced from 2 exons. NCBI's taxonomy places the organism in Eukaryota, Metazoa, Chordata, Actinopteri, Syngnathiformes, Syngnathidae. The coding region runs from base 405 to 1775 and encodes 456 amino acids. The record is from RefSeq and is a predicted model, not a curated record.